Setaria italica (foxtail millet) is the source of this 1888-nucleotide messenger RNA. Its product is annotated as protein IQ-DOMAIN 1-like. Gene Ontology annotation, molecular function: protein binding. The coding region runs from base 81 to 1628 and encodes 515 amino acids. The record is from RefSeq and is a predicted model, not a curated record. NCBI's taxonomy places the organism in Eukaryota, Viridiplantae, Streptophyta, Magnoliopsida, Poales, Poaceae. The transcript is spliced from 3 exons.
UCCCCGCCGCUCCUCAGAUUCGCAGAUUUUACCAGCUUGUCGCCAGCCGGCCGGGUGAUCGCGCGCGCGGGCAGGCAGCCAUGGGAAAGAAGCACGCCACAGGUGGUGGUGGCGGCGGCGGCGGCGGCUGGUUCGCCGCCGUCAGGAAGGUGUUCCGGCCGUCGUCGUCGUACUCCUCCUCUGCCACCUCCUCCAAAGACAAGGACAAGAACUCCGUGCAGCACGGAAAACAGGACGGUGCCGGCGAAGAGGAGGCUGUGACCGGCGGAGGAGGCGAGGAGCCGGAGGUGCUGCUGCUGGAGCACUUCCCGGCGUCCGAGACGUCGGCGGAGGCGAGCAACGAGGGCGGCGAUGGCGGGGAGCUGCAGGUGGCGCCGGUGCGGCGGAAGGACGGCCGGGAGGCGGCUGAUGAUGAGGACGACGAGGAGGCCGACGACAUGGAGCGCGCUCGGGCGCUGGCCGCCGCUGCCGAGGCCGCCGUGGCCGCGGCGGAGGCGGCGGCCAGGGUGGUCCGGUUGGCAGCGCUCCGGCGCCUGUCCCGGGAGGAGCGCGCGGCCGUGCGCAUCCAGGCCUACUACCGCGGGUACCUGGCCCGUCGAGCCCUGCGCGCGCUGCGCGGCCUAGUGCGGCUGCAGGCGCUGGUGCGCGGCCACCAGGUGCGGCGGCAGGUCCACCUCACCAUGCGCUGCAUGCAGGCCCUCGUCCGCGCCCAGGCCCGCGUCCGGGCGCGCCGCCUCACCGACCUCCCGCUCCUCCUCCUCCCGCCGCCGACCCCUCCAGCCACGGCCAGCCGCCCCUCCCUGUCCCUGCCGGGAGCAGCACGCCAUCACCACCACCCGUGCCUCGACCUGGCGUCGGUGGGCGGCGGUGACCACGACGCCAGCGACGACGGCGAGGUGGCAGCGGACCUGCUGCUUCUGCAGCAGCGGAGCAGGAGCAGGGGCAGGCUCGGCCGCGGCGACGACGUCAACGGCGGCGGAGGGAGGAGCCCUUCUUCCGCCGGCGGCUGGGACGGGAGCAGCCGCACCCUGGAGGACGCCAGGGCCGAGGGCGCCCGCCGCCACGACGCCGCCGCGCGCCGGGAACGGGCGCUUGCCUACGCCUACGCGUACCAGCAGCGGCAGUGGCAGCGGCAGGAGGACGAGAAGGCCGGCCUGGGCUUCCACUGGCUCGAGCGCUGGAUGGCCGCCACGCAGCGGCAGCCGGACGCGCCGGACCACGCAAUGACGACGCACCAGGGCGCCGCCACCAGGACGACGGCGUCCUACGCCUACGUGACGGCGGCCAGUGCUUUCUCCGGCGGCGUGCCGGAGAAGACGGCGGAGGUGGACACGUCGCUCCGGAGCCAGCUCAACCAGGCCGCGCACGGGCGGCGGCCGCCGGCGAUCCCGGGCUACAUGGCCGCGACGAGGUCGGCACGCGCCAAGGCGCGACCCGCGCCGCCGAUGCCGACCACGCCGACGCACGGCAGGAGCCGCUCCGGCGGCGGGCUCGCCGGGGACACGUCGAGUUCGGGCCAGAACGGCAGCGCACUCGCCGGAUACAGCCCGGACUCGAGCUGCACGGGGGACUGGACGCCGCCGCGGCUCGGCGUCAGCACGCGCCCGAGCAGGGUGGCCUAUACUUGAGCUCGACUUGAGCCUGGCCUUCAAGACAAAACCCAUUGCGUCGUCAUGAGUCUUUGGGACGUGUUCGCGACUCAUUUUUGAAUGUUUUUGUUGUUCGCGACGUAUGUAACUACUAUGUAUAGCUUGAUGUGUUUGCGCCGGUGCCUCGUGCCUCUGUAAACGCCUGAGCCUGAAUACUUGGCUAAAGGAUUGCGAACAAAAACUCGAGAAUUCUAAAUGAGUGGUUAUUAUGGAUGAAUUGAGAUCGAAGCUUUUGUUUA